Messenger RNA from Exophiala viscosa, 1899 nucleotides. Its product is annotated as regulatory protein SWI5. Gene Ontology annotation, molecular function: DNA-binding transcription factor activity, RNA polymerase II-specific; RNA polymerase II transcription regulatory region sequence-specific DNA binding. Bases 1 to 1899 code for a protein of 632 amino acids. NCBI's taxonomy places the organism in Eukaryota, Fungi, Ascomycota, Eurotiomycetes, Chaetothyriales, Herpotrichiellaceae. The record is from RefSeq and is a predicted model, not a curated record. Gene Ontology annotation, biological process: regulation of transcription by RNA polymerase II. The transcript has a single exon. Gene Ontology annotation, cellular component: nucleus.
AUGUUUAUGGCUGAGUCGAACAUUGAUCCACAAAUAUCCCAGACGGGGUCUUCGACAGCCUCUCCCACGUUCCUUAAACCAACAAGUCCUGUACAGCGUCACUCCAAGUUCAACCUAAGUUCCUCCGACGAUUUUGAGCCCUCCUCGAGGCCUGAAAAGCGGCCGAGACUUGAAGCGCCUCUGUUGACUGCUGCUGCUGCUUUUGCUCAAGAAGCUCCGGCAAGAUCACCGAGGUCUCCCUUGCCCUCAUCUCCUUCGACAGGAACGAGUCCCAAUCCGACUCGACAAGCACUGGGCGCUCUGAUGGGCGCAAACCAGCAUGCCACGAGCAAAGCUCCCGAGUUCGGCUCCAGUGAUGCCCCUGACCCUACCACCGCUAUCAGUCAGGCGUUGAGCGAGAUUACGGAGAACAUUUCAAAAACCUCCCCAACUUCCGCCGAUAUACCUACCAGCGGCGAUGCUCAAACAAGUCCCACCAGCUUGUCCAGCAUCGGGACACUGGAUAGUUUGGCAGCCGCAUCUGGUAUGACCACAACUGUGGGGAGUCCUCAACCGCUCGAAGAAACAGUCCAUCAGGUCGUGAAUGCCGCCGAGGCGGGCUCAACCUCACCCUCGGAAGGAUCAAAGGCGUUCUCUUAUCCGGCGCUUCUGUUGCAACCCCAAAUGAAUGAAGGCGCUAGACGAGGGAUGAGCUUGCCUCAUUCCGGCACACGACAGGGUACGAGAUCUCCUUCCAGCAAGAAGCACAGAUGCCCCUACUGUGCCACCGAGUUUACUCGGCACCACAAUCUGAAGAGCCAUCUGUUAACGCAUAGUCAAGAAAAACCCUAUGUCUGCUCCACCUGUCAAUCCAGGUUCCGACGGUUACAUGAUCUCAAACGUCACACCAAACUACACACCGGCGAGAGACCCCAUAUUUGUCCGAAAUGCGGCCGCAAGUUCGCUCGAGGCGAUGCCUUGGCCCGCCACAAUAAGGGUCCUGGCGGUUGUGCAGGUCGAAGAGCCAGCAUGGGCAGUUUUGGUGGAGACGAUGAUGCCGAAGGUGAUGAGUCCAUGGAGGGUAUUGUGUACGGCGAGCCUGAAACGAUGGACGAUGAGGGACCGGCAGGCAGCAGCACCACGCCCCGUAUCCGUCGUCAAGCUCCUUCUGGAGACGACACUCCCGACCCCCAUGAUGACCAUGCCUCUCGAAUUCCAAGCACGUACCCUCCUAUACAGGGUCGGCCUCCGGGGGGAAUGGCUAGCGGCGUGUUUCCACCUCGAACAGGCUUCAACCCACCCGCUGCCGGACCAAGCAAUGCCGGUGCGCCCCCACCAUUUCCACAGAUGUCCGGCUCUUCAUCUGGCUCACGGCCAUCAAUCUCAAAUGCUGUGUACGCCCAAAACCCAAUGACAGAAAGCCCAAAGCCGCUAUCACCAGGUCAACAACAUCGAGGUUCGGUAGCUGGAGGUGAUGGUCGAAUCCGUUCACCAAGCAUGACACAUUAUCAGCAAGGUUCGUAUAGUCGAACGACUGGUACAGGAUCGGCAUUGAGUGUACCAGCAGGACCACCUCAACUCCCACCUCCGAAUGUGUUGAACCCACCAGACCCGAGAUACACCUUACCUAGUCAAGGUGGACCUGCUCAUCCUCCAACUCAACCUUCGGGACCUCCAACACAUAUGAGCGGUAGUGGGCCGCUGUCGUCUCACAGCAACAGUCUAUCCUCCAGUCACCACUCUGCUCAUGGAAGUGGCGAAGCGUCCAACAUGUUUGCCAAGGAAGACAGAAUUUGGGCAUAUGUCACCAAUUUGGAGCAGCGGAUCAACUCGAUGCAGGAAGAGAUAAAUUCUCUCAAGCAUCAACUUGUGAACAGCACACAACAGCAACAACAACAACAACAACAGUCACGAAUAUGA